ACCACAAAUGUGGAGAAGAAGACUAUGGAAAGAUAAAAUAAGUGUGUUUGUUUUAAUGAGAUUAAGAGAUUACAAUGUUUAUGCAGAUUACUUUAUAAACCGGAUUGAGGGAGAGGUACAGAAUCUCUGUCCAUUUUCAGGGUGGAGGAGACCUCAUCGUAAGCGGCAACAAUGCCGGUCAUAAAUGUAGAAGAACUGACAGACCUGGAUAAGGCUAAAAUGGAAGUAACCCAGCUCAAAGUUGAGGUGAAGCUGGAAAGGGCGAAGGUGUCCAAAUGCUGUGAAGAGAUUUCGGAGUACAUUCAGGGCGGAGCAGAAGAGGAUCCUUUGGUCAAAGGCAUUCCAGAGGAGAAGAACCCAUUCAAGGAGAAAGGUGGAUGUGUCAUUUGCUAAUGUGGAUGACUUUUGCAGCUUAGUGUUUAAGCUAACUGCUUAAAUUUAACCAUAGCUGGAAUCCACUCUACUGCCCGAAAAAAGGACAAUCACAAACAUGGAUAGAUGUUCGAAUAACAAAUGGCUUGUAAAUGAGUCCCUAAGGGGAGUCCCUAUGAGACCCUCAUAUGUUGUGUAUUCAUCUUUGAAGUGAUGUAAUAAAUCUGACUACCAUUGUGCACUGA
Ctenopharyngodon idella (grass carp) is the source of this 617-nucleotide messenger RNA. RefSeq names its product guanine nucleotide binding protein (G protein), gamma transducing activity polypeptide 1 (gene gngt1). Gene Ontology annotation, cellular component: heterotrimeric G-protein complex. The transcript has 3 exons. Gene Ontology annotation, biological process: G protein-coupled receptor signaling pathway. The record is from RefSeq and is a predicted model, not a curated record. Gene Ontology annotation, molecular function: G-protein beta-subunit binding. Bases 172 to 393 code for a protein of 73 amino acids. NCBI's taxonomy places the organism in Eukaryota, Metazoa, Chordata, Actinopteri, Cypriniformes, Xenocyprididae.